AAAAAAAAAAAGUGUGGUCGCUCUGUCCAAUCAAUAAAUAACCAAAAGAAAAAAAAAGAACAAAAGACAAGCCGCCAAAAUGAUGGACACAAUAGACUCCAUCUCCUCCCAACCCACCGCCGCCGCCACCUCCACGUCUACCUCCACAUCCUCCAGCUCGGGCGUCAACCCGACCCCCUCACCCCAAUCCCGCAUCAUAGACGACAAAUCCCCGCUCUGCAUCCCCUUCAUCCUCUCCAAGAUCGCCGAGUACAACGCCCUGCACGCAAACGAAGCGAACCCGCGUCCUUUCAUCAUCGGACUGAACGGCGUCCAGGGAGUAGGCAAGACGACGCUGGUCAAAGCCCUGGCCGAGACAUUGCAGGAGAGGGAAGGACUGAAUACGCUGGUUGUGUCGAUUGACGAUUUUUAUCUGACGCAUGAGGAACAACUGAAAUUGGCGGAGGAGAAUAGUGAUAACGCGUUGGUGCAGUAUCGGGGGGAACCUGGAACCCACGACACCCCCCUCCUCCUCUCCUUUCUCUCCUCCAUCAUCUCCUCCCAACCCACGCACCUCCCCCUCUACGACAAAUCCGCCCACCACGGCCUCGGCGACCGCCUCCCCGCUUCCACCUUCCCCGCCAUCAACGACCCGAACCUCUCCGCCCCCCAACACCGCACCAUCCGCGUUUUGCUCUUAGAAGGCUGGCUAACCGGCUUCCGCUCCCUUCCCCCCGGUACCAUCUCCACCAAGUACUUGGACCUCAAAUCCUACAAGACUUUAUCGCACCAUAAAUUGGAACACCUCCUUUUCAUUAACGAGCGACUGAAAGAAUAUGAGCCAGCGUGGGACCAGUUCGAUGCCUUUAUUCAUAUUGACGCGCAAGAUUUGGAGUGGGUGUAUGAGUGGCGGCUGGAGCAGGAGGAGCAGUUGCGCCGCGAAAAGGGGACGGGGAUGAGCGCUGAGAUGGUGCGCAAGUUUGUGGAUGGGUAUUUUCCUGCUUAUGAGCUGUAUGAGGAUGGGGUUAGGCAGGGGGUUUUUAAGGGGGACGAAGAGAAGAGGGGACGGCAGUUGAGGAUGGUGGUGGGGAGGGAUAGAGGGGUGGUGGAGCAUAUGGUUAUUUGAGGGAUGGGAGGGAUCGAUGGAAAACUGGUUGUUGGUGUUACUGGUAUGGUACUAGUUUGAUUGAUACCCGGAUUGGAGGUUCGUGGCUUCCUGGGAGCGGGAGUGGUGGGUGUUUUUAUAGGGUGGCGGGCACAUCAUCGUAUAAGACGGGAUAUCAUUCACCACCACUUCAAGACGAUUCAAAGGUGCCAGCCAUGAUUCUGGUUUUAUAUCAAAACAUUAUGUGACGUCAAUCUCGCAGUGUCUUGAGCAGAG
This is a messenger RNA of Neurospora crassa OR74A, 1360 nucleotides long. RefSeq lists its product as hypothetical. NCBI's taxonomy places the organism in Eukaryota, Fungi, Ascomycota, Sordariomycetes, Sordariales, Sordariaceae. The record is from RefSeq and is a predicted model, not a curated record. Gene Ontology annotation, biological process: SRP-dependent cotranslational protein targeting to membrane. The transcript has 2 exons. The coding region runs from base 80 to 1105 and encodes 341 amino acids. Gene Ontology annotation, cellular component: cytoplasm. Gene Ontology annotation, molecular function: GTP binding.